AUGAAAACGGCCGUGAAUACCAAUAGAAGCACACACGACCCCGUCAGCACGUAUUUUCUUCAGAAAAUUCAGGAGUUGCGUGCGCAGGAAAAACGUUUGCUUGACAAUUAUCUUCGUUUAGAGUCGCAGCGGAAUGAACUCAACAGACGGGUGCGCCAACUCAAGGAGGAAGUGCAAAUGCUGCAAGAGAGCGGCUCCACCGUGGCGGACGUUGUGCAGGUGCUUGGUAAAAACAAAGUACUUGUGAACGUCAGCUCCAAUCAGGGAAAAUUGAUUGUUGAUGUGGAAAAAACAAUUGACGUCGCCGAGCUCACGCGCAACACGCGUGUGGCACUACGGAACGCAACCUACGCCAUUCAUUACAUUCUACCGACCAAAGUUGACCCCCUUGUGUCACUCAUGAAGGUUGAAAAGGCGGGCAGCGACUCCACGUAUGAUGAGAUUGGUGGACUUUCUCGCCAAGUAAAGGAGAUUAAGGAAGUUAUUGAGUUGCCUGUAAAACAUCCCGAGCUUUUUGAGGCAUUGGGCAUUGCUCAGCCAAAAGGGGUGUUGCUUUAUGGCCCACCAGGCACAGGCAAGACUCUCCUUGCCCGAGCCGUGGCCCAUCACACAGACUGCACCUUCAUUCGGGUAAGCGGGGCAGAGCUGGUGCAAAAGUACAUUGGCGAGGGCGCUCGACUUGUUCGUGAACUAUUUGUCAUGGCGCGUGAACACAGUCCGUCUAUUAUUUUUAUGGAUGAGAUCGAUUCCAUUGGUUCAUCUCGUCUGGAAAACACUGGCCGCGGUGGCGAUAGUGAGGUGCAGCGCACCAUGCUUGAGCUUCUUAAUCAGCUUGACGGCUUUGAGUCGACACAGUCCAUCAAGGUGAUUAUGGCCACGAACCGCAUUGACAUUUUGGAUGAGGCGUUGCUGCGUCCGGGUCGUAUUGACCGCAAGAUUGAGUUUCCCGCGCCUGACGAGGCGGCCCGCCUUGAAAUUUUGAAGAUUCACUCGCGAAAAAUGAACUUGACGCGCGGGAUUAAUCUGAAGAGUGUCGCGGAGAAGACAAAUCACUGCUCCGGCGCGGAGCUCAAGGCCGUUUGCACCGAGGCUGGGAUGUUUGCCCUGCGGGAACGCCGUGUGCACAUCACGCAGGAAGACUUUGAGCUCGCCGUGGCUAAGAUUAUGCACAAGGAUCAAGACAAAAAUGUUUCUUUGAAGAUGAUGUGGAAAUGA
Messenger RNA from Trypanosoma cruzi, 1215 nucleotides. RefSeq names its product proteasome regulatory ATPase subunit, putative. NCBI's taxonomy places the organism in Eukaryota, Euglenozoa, Kinetoplastea, Trypanosomatida, Trypanosomatidae. The transcript has a single exon. Gene Ontology annotation, molecular function: ATP hydrolysis activity; proteasome-activating activity; ATP binding. The record is from RefSeq and is a predicted model, not a curated record. Gene Ontology annotation, cellular component: proteasome regulatory particle, base subcomplex. Bases 1 to 1215 code for a protein of 404 amino acids. Gene Ontology annotation, biological process: proteasome-mediated ubiquitin-dependent protein catabolic process.